Messenger RNA from Juglans regia (Persian walnut), 976 nucleotides. Its product is annotated as 17.1 kDa class II heat shock protein-like. The coding region runs from base 222 to 695 and encodes 157 amino acids. The transcript has a single exon. Gene Ontology annotation, biological process: protein complex oligomerization; response to hydrogen peroxide; protein folding. The record is from RefSeq and is a predicted model, not a curated record. Lineage: Eukaryota; Viridiplantae; Streptophyta; Magnoliopsida; Fagales; Juglandaceae.
CUUUCCACGUCAUACGACGGAACCUCCUGGAGCCUUCCAAUCUCUCCCAUGUCCCUCUAGAACUUUCUCCUUUUUCUACGUCGCCCCAACACUAUAAAUCACCGAAAGCACCUAACCUUUUUUCUCAUAGAAGUUCGUUCGAUUCCAUUUCAAAAGUUAUACAAAAACUUGUCUAGCAUUUCUUGUGUCAGUGACGAAACCAGCCAACUUAGAAGAGAGAAAUGGAUUUCAGAAUCAUGGAUGUGGAUUCUCCACUGUUCUCAACCCUGAAGCAGAUGAUGGACCUGGCCGAUGACACCGACAAGUCUUCGUUCAACGCUCCUACACGCACCUACUUGCGCGACGCCAAGGCCAUGGCCGCCACUCCCGCCGAUGUCAAGGAGUAUCCAAGCUCCUACGUCUUCAUCAUAGACAUGCCGGGGCUCAAGUCCGGGGAUAUCAAGGUCCAGGUAGAGGAGGACAAUGUGCUCGUGAUAAGCGGUGAGAGGAAACGGGAGGAGGAGAAAGAGGGAGCCAAGUAUGUGAGGAUGGAGAGGAGGGUGGGCAAGUUCAUGAGGAAGUUUGUGCUGCCUGAGAAUGCCAACGCAGAUGCUAUCUCUGUGGUUUGCCAGGAUGGCGUGUUGACUGUGACAGUGGGGAAGCUUCCGCCUCCAGAGCCCAAGAAGCCCAAGAAAAUUGAGGUUAAGAUUGCAUAAGCACAGUGGUUGGUGAUGGGUCUUGGGUGACUCGAUGGGGUUUGCCCAUUUAGUUGGAUUAUGGGAAUAAUCGAGUAUUUUGUCCUUCGUGUGUUCUGUUCAUUGCUUGCAAGUGGAUUUUGUCUUUUAUCGUUGUGCCUUCGGUUUGUGUUAAGAAAACUGUUCUGUUCUUACCAAUGAGGAAUACGCAAUGUACUAUGAUAUUGUAGUGCCAACAACCAAAUUCCUUCAGAAGCAGGGGCUGCUCUGUUCAUUUGUUAAUGCGACGUGUUUAGCUGCUC